This is a messenger RNA of Camelina sativa (false flax), 459 nucleotides long. Lineage: Eukaryota; Viridiplantae; Streptophyta; Magnoliopsida; Brassicales; Brassicaceae. The record is from RefSeq and is a predicted model, not a curated record.
CCGGUGAAAGUUGUUGCACAGGUUUUAAUGUACCCUUUUUUCAUUGGUAACAACCCAACACAGUCUGAAAUAAAGCUGGCAAACUCUUACUUCUACGAUAAGCCCGUCUCUGUUCUCGCCUGGAAACUCUUCUUACCAGAGAAAGAGUUCGACUUUGACCACCCGGCAGCAAACCCACUUGCUCAUAACCGCAGUGGACCGCCUCUGAAGCUAAUGCCUCCAACGCUUACAGUAGUAGCUGAGCAUGACUGGAUGAGAGACCGAGCCAUUGCUUAUUCAGAAGAGCUUAGAAAGGUAAACGUAGAUUCUCCAGUUUUAGAAUACAAAGACGCAGUUCAUGAAUUUGCAACACUUGAUAUGCUUCUCAAGACUCCUCAGGCACAGGCCUGCGCCGAAGAUAUUGCCAUUUGGGUCAAAAAAUACAUUUCGAUCCGCGGCCAUGAGUUCUCUUACUGAAAU